Molecule: messenger RNA, 2928 nt
Organism: Pochonia chlamydosporia 170
Lineage: Eukaryota; Fungi; Ascomycota; Sordariomycetes; Hypocreales; Clavicipitaceae
Product: MYB DNA binding protein (Tbf1)
Exons: 5
Coding region: 1-2928 (975 amino acids)
Biological process (GO): telomere maintenance via telomere lengthening
Molecular function (GO): protein homodimerization activity; double-stranded telomeric DNA binding
Source: RefSeq, a predicted model, not a curated record
AUGGCCGAGUCGGCGUUAGCUGCGGCCAGUGCCGUUCCUGCCGCGACAGAUAUAAAACAAGAAAACGACCCGACUGGCUUGGAGGGCCUCGACUUUGCACUGCCGCCAGAGCUCGCCUCGAAACGACCAUUCGAAGAUGUCAGCACCACUACCGCGGCACCAGAGGCCAAACGAGCAAAGACGGAGACUGAAACGGAAGAAGCUUCACUUGAGGAUGGGUUGGCACUAUUGGUACAGAAUGCGCUGUCAAAUGUUGGCGAUCUAGUCGAUCAAUUUACGAGUGGCAACCAUUCGUUACCAGAACCACCCGCAUCUGAUCCUAUGGAACUGGACACGGCUAUACCGCUGCCUGAGCCGCCUAUUGUUCUAGCGACAUUUGCAUCAGAUCCCCAAAAGUACAUUCGCGACGCCAAUGUCCAUGCGCUAGGCAAUCUCGCCUUGUCGCUCUUGCUUAUUCUCGUACAACCGCCGUUCGAAGAUACCAUCAAGCUAGUUCGAGGCUCAGCAUCACAACACCAACAAUCAUAUCGCAAGCUAAAAGGCUCGUUCGAGCACGUCCGCGAACUGUACUCAACAGGACCAGUCUUAUCCGCCGAUCAACUUGAAUUACGAGAUUUUGAUUCCAGAACCUUUAUCGAACUAGCAAACCUUGCGCAGUUGGGCUCAUGGUUGGUUGAUGGAACGCCCAAAGCACUCUCUGAAGCCGACGAAAAUUUUCUGGCAAUGUUCCAGUGCCAGCUAUCCGACCUGCCUGCUGGAAUGACGGAACUGUAUUUGGGCAUCAAGACUCAAAGAGCGAUUGAAUUUCUCGUUGAGAAGGAGCCGGAAAAGCCAUCGGAGGAGGUUAUUGGAGAGGUUUUGACACAAGGUCUUGAAGAUGCGUUGAAAGAACAACACGGUGGCGGGGAGUUGACGACUGCGGACCAAAGCUUUGUGUCUUCGGUGCAAACAAGGAAAGAGACCUUGCAAGGGGAGGUAAAGGAACAGUCGGAGCCAGCUGCACUUCGAGAUAAACAUCCCGCGGAAGACCUUUUGAGAAGCUACUUGGAAUACGCCGCCGACCGACUGAAAUCAUUGACAGAUUUGGGUAGCAGAUUAGGAGUUACGAUAGAGCUCAGCAGUGGCGAACCGCAACCAGAAGUCAUCGAGGACGCGUCUGGCGAGGCCGAUUUGGAUCUGGACGAUUUAUCUUCCUUCUUCGAGAAGACGGCUUCUGGCCUUGUCCAGAAUGCCUUGGCGGGAUUGUCAGAGGAGCCUCCCGAGGCGAUCCCAGCAGCGGGCGGAGAGGCAGCAGCGCAAGCUUCAAACGCUGAGAAUAAGACAGAAACCGCUCCGGCACAUACCAACGGCAAGAUUGAUCUGAUGACGGACUACAAGGAGCUGGAGGCUCUUGUUGCGGAGAGCACAUCAAACUAUGUAAAGACGACGCUUCACGGACUCUCACCCGUUCCCUACCAACCCACCGUCCCUACCAGUACCACCGAGAGCAUGGCCGCUCAAUUACCCUACCUUACGCAACUGCAACACCAUCAAGCGCAACAUCCAUACUACACCUAUACACAACCACCCCCAGAGCCGCAACAACCGCCAGCUCCUGGUGAAAACCUGCCGCCCAACCAGACGUUCCCUAGUGCGAUACUGUACGACAAGGCGCGGCAAGCUGCCCUCUCGAAGUCCUCUGCUCACACUAGAAGGGAGGGACUUCACUCAACUCGUCGACCUUGGACUCAGGAAGAAGAGAAGGCGCUCAUGGCUGGCCUCGACAUGGUCAAGGGACCGCAUUGGAGCCAGAUCUUGACGCUGUUUGGUCAGAAUGGCACAAUAUCAGAUAUACUCAAGGACAGAACGCAGGUGCAGCUCAAAGAUAAAGCCAGGAAUCUCAAGCUCUUCUUCUUGAAGACUAAUUCUGAGAUGCCGUAUUACCUCCAAGCUGUGACGGGCGAGCUCAAGACCCGAGCACCAACGCAAGCUGCGAGGAAGGAGGCCGAGGAGAGAGCCAGGCUGAACUCGGAGGAAGACCAGGCCAAACUCCAAGGGAUCAUGGCUCUGGCAGGCGGUCUGCAACAUCCUCCUCAUGGUCGGACUUCAGCCAGCCCUGCCAGUGCUGUUGGAUCGGGAGUCGUGACGCCGGCGCAGGCAGCUCAAGCUCACGCGGCUUCGGCCCCUGCGCAGCAUCAUGUCGGGCAUCAAGGUCAUGGAGCAGGACAAGCAGGCCAUGCAACGACGAUGCCUCGGCCGCUGGUGACACCGGCAUCUCAAAUUCGCCCAGGUGUCCAGACUAACUCGCAGCAAUUGUUGCACUCUGUUGCUCAAGCUCAAGCUCAGGCACAUGCUCGUCCUCAAGCGCAGCUGCCACCGCAGGUUCCUCGACCGCAAGGCCAGCCACAGCAUCAGCAGCAACUUCAACAUCAACAUCAACAGCAGCAGCAGAGACAGCCUCAUCCUCAGCCGACGCCGCAACACACACAACCGCAGCCACAGGCGCAACAAGCCCAGCCAACGCAGCAACAUCAAGCUCAGCAGCCAACACGUACACCUCCUACACCACAGGCGGCACCAAACGCACAAGCGCAAACAAACACAGCUGCAGCCCAGCAGCAGCAACAUCAUCCUCCAGCAGCAACAACAUCUACCAACGCAAGCACGCCGGCUACGGCUGCAGCUACGGCGCCGCCUCAACCCACGGCCUCAGCUACACCGGUGCAGCCACCGCAAGCAGCUCAACCCGUCAAGCAAACGCCGCCUGUCCCGACGCCUUCACCAGCACCUCCAACUCCGCAGACGCCUUCUCUUCCUCAGGCGUCUCCGCCCCAGGCGGCACCAAAGCCAGACGGACCGACAAACCAGGAGCAAGACGACAAUGCCGCAGAGGCAGCUCUCCUCGAGGGCCUGCAAGCCGUUGUAGCACAAAGUCUUGCCUCGUCAUGA